Molecule: messenger RNA, 1170 nt
Organism: Nomia melanderi (Alkali bee)
Lineage: Eukaryota; Metazoa; Arthropoda; Insecta; Hymenoptera; Halictidae
Source: RefSeq, a predicted model, not a curated record
GGUAUCAUUCUCCCUAUACAUGUUGGUUAGCGUCAUAGUACUGAUCAAUCUGUUGAUCGCGAUGAUGUCCGACACGUACCAAAGUAUCCAGUCGCAGAGCGACAUCGAGUGGAAGUACGGGCUUAGCAAACUGAUUCGCAAAAUGCAAAAAACAAAAACAGCGCCUUCGCCCCUGAACCUAUUUUCUUCUUGGAUCACGUACAUCGUUAAACUAUGCACGGCACACCGCCGCCGUGAACGCAAAACGGGCGUGACGCGACUAUUCACGGGCCACCCCUUUUUCCAGGAUAACGGGAUAUCACCGCAGCAACGCGACGCCACCAAUUUUCCAUUACUUCGACCAACUCCAUUGGAAAGUCAAUUAUCUUUAAAAGAUUCAUCUAGAAUUGAGAACAUCGUUGAAUGGGACCUAGUCAGACGAAAAUAUAGAGCACGGUUCGGAAAUGAAACUGAAAAGCCUCUUCCAGAAGAUUCGUCUACGAUUAAUCCAAACGUUUAAAUGUUUUAUAUACACUUUUUAGUAACACUAUAACGACCACUGUAGAGACGCGAUAUAUUUCGUCACUUUUUCGAACUCUUUAUACCUCCAAUUUGAUAUCUCUUUUUAUCUCGUCGCUAAUACUAUAAACUACAAGUCCUCUGAACUAUCCUCAUGUACCAAUUGAAGUUUCUUCCGCUUCGUUGAAGUCCUUGAUUUAGUAAAUAUUACGGGGAUUGUCCUGAAGUUCCUAUAAGUCAAUUUAUGUAAAAUGAAAAGAAGAACAAUGAGAAUUUACGAAAAGUAUAAAUCUUUUUUCUGGAAAUGUUCAAAGAAUCACGAGUAAUACACUUUCAUAUCUUAUAAAAGAUACUAAAUUUACAAGUGGACAUAACGACCUUAGUAGCUAGAUUUAUUGAGAAAUGUAAUUUCUCUUCCGUAUCUUUGAUGUGUGGUAAUUAAAAGACCAAACGCAGCAGCCUGUUCUCGUAUGCAUUUAUCUUCUUCCGGUGUUAACGAUUCCGGAAGUGGUUGCCUUAAUAAUUGACUGUCUUUUGAGAAAGUUUCGCACAUCUUACGCGCAGCUUCCUCAAACGUUGUUUGUUUUUUCUCUUUCUGCUGAGUUUUCAAACACUUUGACCAUAGUUGUUUCUCUAUGUCCGUGUAUUUUCGUUGAUUCUCGUUUACCUAAA